This is a messenger RNA of Indicator indicator, 813 nucleotides long. It is a transcript of the gene DLX6, whose product is annotated as distal-less homeobox 6. Gene Ontology annotation, biological process: embryo development; cell differentiation; regulation of transcription by RNA polymerase II. Lineage: Eukaryota; Metazoa; Chordata; Aves; Piciformes; Indicatoridae. The record is from RefSeq and is a predicted model, not a curated record. The transcript has 3 exons. Bases 1 to 813 code for a protein of 270 amino acids. Gene Ontology annotation, molecular function: RNA polymerase II cis-regulatory region sequence-specific DNA binding; DNA-binding transcription factor activity, RNA polymerase II-specific.
AUGAUGACCAUGACUACGAUGGCUGACGGGCUGGACGCGCAAGACUCCUCCAAAUCCGCCUUCAUGGAGUUUGGGCAGCAGCAGCCGCCACCGCCACAGCCACCGCCGCCGCCGCCGCCUCAUUCGCAGCAGAGCUCGCCGGCCAUGGCCGGCGCCCACUACCCGCUGCACUGCCUACACUCCGCCGCCGGCUCCCACCCGCAUCACCAGCACCACCACCACAGCUCUCCCUACUCCGGCUCCGCCGGCUCCUACAAUCACCGCUCGCUGGCAGCCUACCCCUACGUGAGCCACUCGCAGCACAGCCCUUACCUCCAGUCCUACCACAGCAGCAGCGCGGCCAGCCAGACGCGGGCGGACGAUGCAGAUCAGCAAAAAACCACAGUGAUUGAAAACGGUGAAAUCAGAUUCAAUGGAAAAGGGAAAAAGAUUCGGAAGCCUCGAACCAUUUACUCUAGUCUACAACUCCAGGCUUUAAAUCAUCGCUUUCAGCAGACUCAGUACCUGGCACUUCCAGAGAGGGCUGAGCUGGCAGCUUCAUUAGGACUUACCCAGACACAGGUGAAGAUCUGGUUUCAGAACAAGCGCUCCAAAUUCAAGAAGCUGCUGAAGCAGGGCAGCAACCCCCAUGAGAGUGACCCUCUGCCCGGCUCCGCCGCCCUCUCCCCUCGCUCUCCGGCUCUGCCUCCGGUCUGGGACGUUUCAGCUUCUGCCAAGGGAGUCAAUAUGCCUCCCAACAGUUACAUGCCUGGCUAUUCUCACUGGUAUUCUUCUCCACAUCAAGACACAAUGCAGAGACCACAAAUGAUGUGA